Molecule: messenger RNA, 951 nt
Organism: Penicillium oxalicum
Lineage: Eukaryota; Fungi; Ascomycota; Eurotiomycetes; Eurotiales; Aspergillaceae
Product: SDR family oxidoreductase
Exons: 4
Coding region: 1-951 (316 amino acids)
Molecular function (GO): oxidoreductase activity, acting on the CH-OH group of donors, NAD or NADP as acceptor
Source: RefSeq, a predicted model, not a curated record
AUGUCUUCCAGCUAUGGCCGAGACUUUUUCAAUGGUCUGGUCUCACGGCCAGAGCUCCUCACCAAAUGGAUCAUCCCUGUAGUGGUCCUGUAUGCAGCGUAUCACAUCAAUCGGUAUCUCAGCAGUCGUGCCUUAAACAAUGGCGUGCAAGCCACCUUCGACUGGUCAAAAGAGAUCGUUCUCGUCACCGGAGGCUCGGAUGGUAUUGGAGCUGCGACGGUGGAAGAAUUGGCCGGACGCGGUACGACCGUUGUGGUGCUGGACAUUCGGCCAUUACAAUAUGAUGCUCCCCCAAAUGUCCACUAUUAUCAAUGUGAUCUGACCAAGCGGUCUGAGCUCCAAGCGGUAGCUGAGCGUCUUCGUCGCGAGAUUGGGGAUCCUACCUGUGUCGUCGCCAAUGCAGGUCUCUGCCGCGGCAAGCCAUUGCUUCAUGCUACGUCGCGAGAUGUCGAACUAACAUUUGCUGUAAACAAUCUGGCUCUGAUCUGGACCGCCCAGACAUUCUUACCGUCCAUGAUUAAGCGAAACCACGGCCAUUUCUUGAUCAUGGCCUCCCAGACAGCUCAUCUUGCAACGGCCGGAAUUGUCGACUAUGCCGCGACCAAAUCCGCCGCACUUGCCAUCUACGAAGGUCUCCAGACUGAGCUGCGACAUGUGUACAAGGCCCCCGCCGUACGAAUGUCGUGUGUGUCACCGUCAGCAGUGAAAACGAAAAUGUUCCAAGGCAUCCAAAUGCCCGCCUCGGUCUCGAUUCUGAAGCCGUCGGAUAUCGGGAAAGUCGUGGCUGAGAUUUUGUGGAGUGGAAAGGCCCAGAACAAGAUGACUCCCAGUAUGGCGUACAUCUCGCCUCCGACAAGAGCACUCCCCGAUUGGAUGAGAAUUGGGCUUCAAGAUCUUGGGAAAGAUGCCAUGUCUGCUCUGUCGCCUCACCAUCCGAUGGACGAGGCGUAG